AUGGAAGACUACCAGGCUACCAAGGAGACUGCUUUUGUUGUUGAUGAAGUGAGCAACAUUGUAAAAGGAAACGUUGCUCACUUCAUAGAAAGUGCCAUCGGUGGCAACGCCUAUCAGCACAGCAAAGUGAAUCAGUGGACCACAAAUGUAGUGGAGCAAAGCUUAAGCCAACUCACCAAGCUGGGGAAACCAUUUAAAUACAUUGUGACCUGUGUAAUCAUGCAGAAGAAAGGAGCGGGAUUGUACAUGGCAAGUUCCUGCUUCUGGGACAGCUCUACUGAUGGGAGCUGCACUGUGCGAUGGGAGAACAAGACCAUGUACUGCAUUGUCAGUGCCUUCGGGCUGUCCAUUUGACCGCCUCGUCCAGCCUGUGAUCUUUCUUCUUUUGUCCCAACAUUUCUCUUCCAUCUUCUAACCACCA
This is a messenger RNA of Physeter macrocephalus (sperm whale), 421 nucleotides long. Its product is annotated as dynein light chain Tctex-type 1-like. Lineage: Eukaryota; Metazoa; Chordata; Mammalia; Artiodactyla; Physeteridae. The transcript has a single exon. The record is from RefSeq and is a predicted model, not a curated record. The coding region runs from base 1 to 354 and encodes 117 amino acids. Gene Ontology annotation, molecular function: dynein intermediate chain binding. Gene Ontology annotation, cellular component: cytoplasmic dynein complex; cytoplasm. Gene Ontology annotation, biological process: microtubule-based movement.